This is a messenger RNA of Penaeus monodon (black tiger shrimp), 1910 nucleotides long. It is a transcript of the gene Cchl, whose product is annotated as cytochrome c-type heme lyase-like. Gene Ontology annotation, biological process: cytochrome c-heme linkage. Gene Ontology annotation, molecular function: holocytochrome-c synthase activity. The transcript has 6 exons. The record is from RefSeq and is a predicted model, not a curated record. Lineage: Eukaryota; Metazoa; Arthropoda; Malacostraca; Decapoda; Penaeidae. Bases 165 to 1190 code for a protein of 341 amino acids. Gene Ontology annotation, cellular component: mitochondrion.
GGCUUUCUUCUUAGGAAACUGGAUCCAUUCUAGCCACUGCAGCAGCCGGGCCAGUGAGGUCGUGCUGGACAGACGGAAGUUGCGUCAAUUUCUCCCUUUUUCGCUCGAUUUGAAGGUUAAUUUACACUUGAGAAGACUACGUGAGUAAGAAAAGAGCAAACAAGAUGGGCAACACAGUCUCAGCAGCACACAGCACAGCCACAACACUCACCAGCUUGGCGCUCGGAGAAGGAAAGGGCAUGCUCAUUGAGAGCCACCCAGAAAUCACCAAGGACAUGGCACCUGCUGAGUGUCCCAUGCACCAGGAAGCAGCUCAGGCCCCUGCCCCUCCCAAACAGUGUCCUGUCGAUCACACCAAGAUGAGUGCCGAGGCUGCCCCUCCCAAGCAGUGUCCUGUCGAUCACACCAAGAUGAGUGCUACCCAUUCCCAGAAGGCCCAUCACAUUCCCCCAGGCACCGUCAUCCCCUCCGAGUGCCCAAUGCAUCAGAAUAACCAGGAGCAGCAGGCAUUCCCCAGUGAGUGUCCAAUGAGUGCCAACCCAGAUGGGGAGUGGCCUGUCCACCAGGCAGGCAUGCACUUGGGCAAAGAGCAUGCAGGCAAGUAUGUAGAUAUCAACCCCCUCAACCUGGAGUCCUACCCGAACCAGAAGCCGGCCCCUGACCAGCCCUUCGAGUUGCCCACUGAGAGACAGGUGUCAACCAUCCCGAAAGCAGGUUCAGAUUCGGAGCACUGGGUUUACCCUUCCCCACAGAUGUUCUGGAAUGCCAUGCUAAGGAAGGGCUGGAGAUGGAAGGACGAUGACCUUUCACAGAAAGACAUGCAACACAUCAUCAGCAUUCACAAUGUCAACAAUGAACUGGCUUGGCAAGAGGUCCUAAAGUGGGAAUCCCUCCACAAAAAUGAGUGUGGGAACCCCAAGCUGAAGCGUUUUGGUGGCAAGGCAUCAGACUAUUCUCCCCGGGCUCGCAUGAGGAGUUGGAUGGGAUAUGAGCUGCCUUUUGACCGCCAUGAUUGGAUUGUCGACCGCUGUGGCAAGGAAGUACGCUAUAUCAUUGACUACUAUGAUGGAGGCGAUGUGAACCCUAAUGACUAUAAGUUUGCAAUCCUAGAUGUCCGGCCAGCAAUGGACUCGUGGGAGAACAUCUGGGACAGGAUGGUGGUUGCUUGGUGGCGCUGGACAAGAAGUUAGACUGAGGUUAUGAGAAAGAGAGAGAAAAGUCAUGUUUUUCCUGUAUUUUUUUAGUCUCUCUCCCUCUCUUAAUAGGUAGGUUUAUUUAUAUCAGAAAGCAAAUGGAGUGAAGUGUUCAUAGGAAAUAGAACCUGUCUGAGGAAGGCCUUUUCCUUCUCAAUUGAUAAGUGAAGUUCUGUUUUUUUUUUUCUUCUUUUUUUAAAUAGUGGGAAUGAUUAUGAGACUUAUAAGGAUUUUGACUUUCAUAGUACUAGGUAUAUUUGUGCUUACUAAGUAAACUUUUUUUCUGUAUCUUUACCUUAGUUAAGAGUAUCCAGAAAUAGUAUUUCAAGUACAAAAUUUAAGUUUAGUACUUCACAUGAAAAUUACAUAUUCUAAAAGUUUUGAGGAUAAAGUGCGUUCAUUAAUCUCUGAGUGAAGGAUCUGGUAUGUAAGUUGUAAUGAGUUUUGAUGGGUUUUAUGCUUAUAGCAAUUUUGAGACUGCUUACUCUUGUUCCAGAUGACAAAUAGGGAUCUGUUAGAAAGAAAGUAUGUACCUUCAGUUUUUUUUUGUUUUUUUUUUCUGGAUUUUUCUCGGUUUAACUUGGUAUUUGUGCCUAAUGUACUUGAUUACAGUCAUACAAAUUGAAAGCCAAAUAAAGAGUUGUAGUUAAAUUCUUGUUAAUAGAUAUGUGUAUAUACUGUGUACAGAUUUAACAGUUAAGUAAAGUUUUAAAUUUC